Messenger RNA from Astyanax mexicanus (Mexican tetra), 3053 nucleotides. RefSeq names its product outer dense fiber protein 2. The record is from RefSeq and is a predicted model, not a curated record. Gene Ontology annotation, cellular component: centrosome; ciliary basal body. Gene Ontology annotation, biological process: negative regulation of cilium assembly. The transcript has 18 exons. Lineage: Eukaryota; Metazoa; Chordata; Actinopteri; Characiformes; Acestrorhamphidae.
UGAUUGUUUGCCUUCCGCUCCAUAGAGAUGAGCAGCGCUACAGUGUUUAGAGCUCCAGCUCUGCUGUACAGAGAUUAAUCCGAAUUAAAACCGGAGCACAUGGAUAAGAAUAGUGUUUUAUAUUCUAUUAUGGGAUGUUUUACAGUAUUUAACCCUUUUCUCCAGUGAGAGCUGUGGGAUUAUGAGGAGUUUGGCUGAGCACCGGUACCAAACCCACCAAUCCCACCAAACUCUCCAAACCCAGAGCCAAAACAACAAUGAGCGAAUGGCAGCCGGACGAGGACAGCUAUGAGGCAGGGGGACGGAUGAGGACGUUGUCCUCUGCAGAUCUGAGGGAGUCUCCGCUCGGCUCCAGGUUCUCCAGAGACGAGCUGAUGCUGAGUGCUGGAGAUCUGGACGGGAGGUCGGAGGUCGGCAGCGGCAGGAGGUCCGGAGUGAGUCAGAACCACCGGUUCUCUGAGGACAGAACCAGUUAUGAGGACUCGUUGUCGGGGGAUAAGAAGCUGCUGUUGAAGACUCUGAUCGCUGCAGAAUCCGCCGCCACGUCCGCCGCAGUCCAGCUGGUGUCCUUCAGAGACAUCCUGGAGGAGGACUAUGACGACUCCAGGUGUUCGAGUGAUCGCAGGGUGAGCAGGCAGAAGGGAAUGUUACUGGAGAAGCUGGAGGUGUUUAAACGAAUCAAUGCCUCCGUCCGUCAACAACUUAAAGACUUCCUGCAGGAGGAGGCGUGUAGAACUGAGACUGAUGCUCAUAUAGAGGAUCUACUGAAGAAGCUCUCUCAGACCCAACGUGAUAACCAGGAUUUGAGGCGGAGUUUAGGUGAGAAGGAGAGGAAGGUGGAGGAACUGAUGACUCUGAGGAGGAGAGAAAUGGAGAACACGGAGUCGGUGGUGCAGCUCUCUCGCUCAGUGGAUACGACUCGAGCUCACCUGCAGGGUCAACUCCGAAACAAAGAGGCAGAAAACAACCGGCUGACGGUGCAGCUCAGGGGUCUGGAGAGGACGGUGGCGCAGCAGAAGCUGGAUCUGGAGGAUCUCCGGGUUCAGAUUGACGGUGUUUCUGCUGCAGCUCUGGAGGAGAAGGAAGCUCUGAAGAAAGCGAUCAGAGCUCAGAAACAGAGAGCUGAGAGAUUCGAGACCGCCGUGGAGAAAUGCUACCAGCAGCUCCGAGAGAAGGAUGUGAAGAUGGCGGAGGUUCGGGCUGAGAGAGAUAGGUGGCGCUCUCAACAGGAGUCCGUUACAGAGGAGAGAGUCCGACUGGACGCUCAGAUCACUGUACUCAAAGAUGAGGUAUCAGUGCUGAGUGCGGAGCUGCAGAGAGAGAGACAGGUGGUGAGGGGAGCAGGUGAUCUGCUGCUGCAGAAGGUGGAGAAGCUGAACAGUGAAAACGCUGAUCUGAUCCUCCAUAACUCCACCCUCAGGGCUACUGUAUCUGAACUGGAGGAGAAACUGCAGGAAUCUCAGGCAGCGUUUCACAAUCAGACCACUCUAGCUGAAGAGAGAAAACGACAGGUGGAGACAUACCAGAGCCAGGUGGCGGAGCUGCAGGUGGAGGUGAUGGAGCUGAAGAUUAAGCUGGAGAGUCAGCUUCAGGAGACACGGGAGCUCCGGGAGGGAAGAGACGCUGAGGUUGCUCAGGUAAGGGAGGGUUUGGAGGUGAGGUUACGGGAGCUGUAGUCGUACCCUGAGCUUCUUCAGGUGGCGGAGCAGAACCUGGAGCUGAGCCAGGAGCAGAUCCGGCGCCACCAAGGCACCAUCGCCCACAAGACAGAGACCAUCUCCCAGCUACAGUUCAAGGUUGAGGGACAUGCUGAGAAACUGAGGUCGUCUCUGGAGGUGAAGGAGACGAUGAAGGAGAACAACACUCAGCUCCAGCAGAAACUGGAUUCCCUGCAGAAGAAGCUGGAGGAGGUUCAGUGUGAGAAUCAGGAGCUGAUCUGCAGGUUGAGUGGUCAGGAGGGGGCGCUGCAGUACAGCAGUGUUCAGUUGGAUCAGCGCUCGGCUGAGUGUGAGGCUCUCCGCCGGCAGCUAGAGGGCGCUCUCACCGACGUCUCUCAGCAGGUGUGUAAGGUGAAGGAGAAGGCUUCCUCCAGGGAAAGUUCUCUGCAGGUUCGGAUUCAGGAGCUGGAGAACGAAAACAACCGACGAGAAAACGAAUUGAAGCAGCUCAGACUCACCAAACUCUCAAGUGAGAAGCAGUUUGAGAUGCGUCUGAAGGAUCUUCAGCUCAGUCUGGACCAAUCAGAAAGCCAUAAGCAGAGCAUCCAGAACUACGUGGACUUCCUGAAGAACUCUUACGCCACCAUGUUUGAAGAUCCUCAGCCGUCGACCUACGGGUCCUCAUACUACCUGAAAUAAUACUCACACCUUCAUAAUCAGAUUAUUACCAUACUCAUCAGAUUACUCAAUCUGUACACAAUGUUCAGGUUUUACAUGAUGUUUACAUCACGUCUUAUUCUGUGAUCUUAUUGGCUGGAUGCAAAACAAAAAUCUGAUUAUUGUCUGAUUAAUGUAAACUCUGAGUUUACCUAUUAGCUGAUUACAUAAAUUCAUGUAAAUGCAUUAAUCUGAUUAUUGAAAGAUUGCGAUAUUGCACAGUAAUCAGAUUAUGAAGUUUAUGUAAAUGCGUACAGAUUGUGAUAUUGCACAGUAAUCAAAUUAUGAAUUUCAUUUUAAUACGUUAAUCUGAUUAUUAAGAGACUGCGAUAUUCCACAGUAGUCAGAUUUAUAAACUUCAUGUAAAUGCGUUAAUCAGAUUAUUGACAGACAGAUAUUCAAUCAAUCAAUCUACCUUUAUUUUCACUCUGUAAAUCAUUUUUAAUGCAGCUGAGCUUUUACAAAAAUAAAGAGACUAAAAAAUGUUUGUUUAAAUGAUAAAAACAAGAAAACAAUAUAAGAUUUAAUUUAGAGGAAAUAAAAUAAUCCAGAAUAAAACGAUAUGCAAACAGGCUUAAAUGUAAAGCAAUAAAUUAAAGAGAUAAAUAACUAAAGUCAAAGUCAAAGUCAAAGUGGUUUUUAUUGUCAUUUCAGCUAUAUACAGAGUACACAGUGAAA